Molecule: messenger RNA, 1469 nt
Organism: Olea europaea var. sylvestris
Lineage: Eukaryota; Viridiplantae; Streptophyta; Magnoliopsida; Lamiales; Oleaceae
Exons: 8
Coding region: 246-1454 (402 amino acids)
Biological process (GO): protein stabilization; telomere maintenance via telomerase
Cellular component (GO): cytosol
Molecular function (GO): telomeric repeat DNA binding; Hsp90 protein binding
Source: RefSeq, a predicted model, not a curated record
CCGCAUAAUGAGUCCUUUUAAACAGAAAUUUAUUUUUUCUGAAAAAAUGAUUUGAAUCAUUCAUUUGAUUGAUGCAGCCAUAGCAAUUAGGGAAAUUCCUCUUCAGUUGUACAGAAAGUCGAAUCCUAUGCUUCGUUCUAUUAUGAAUUUUAAUUAGCACUUUCUCGAAAGGUCUCGUUCCGCCAAGAAACCGGCGAUCGGCUCCGGCAACCGGAAAAGAGAAAAAACAGAACUUGAGAAACGCCAUGAAAAGCGAAGAAUCUGCGGAGAAGAAAAGUAAAGAAUUGGAGAGAAGAGUACUGGAGAAGGUGGAACACACAAUUACAUCUAUCAAUGUCUCCAAGCACGUCGACGAAGUCAUCACAGCCCUCUACUCUCUCGCCGCCUGCCUCUUCCCUCUGAAUCCCCACUCGUUUUCAGGUAGUGUUAGUGAGAAAUACAGAGAUAAGUUACAUGCUGUGGAGUUGCCAAGUGAAAAUGAGAGGACCGAAUGGUGGCAGGUUUUCUACAAAGGUUCCUCAUUUCGUGCUUUUGCCCGCGUUUUAUUAUAUGAUAUCGCUUCCAGUUGGCUGGCAUGCUUCCCAAUUUCUGCAAGGAAAGAUGUGUAUGAUUUGUUCUUUGUGAAUGGUAGCACUGCCGAGGUGGUUCAGGUGGUUGUUCCUUGUCUACAACACAUUAGAAAUGACAGUACCGAAACUGAUUCUGUGUGCGCAAGUGCUGAGAGGUUACUUGUACUUUGCUUGCUCGAGAACGAUGGGGUACUUAAGAUAGUUAAAGAAUUUACUGGUUAUUGUCACUCUGAAGAUCUGAGUCAUGAACAGCUCAAGCAGAUUAUUUCUAGGGUGGCACAACUUGUCACAGCUAUUCCUGACAAAGCAAGAAGAGGAGCCCCUAUUUCACUUUCACCUCAUUUGUUUUUCAAAAGAAUUACAGCUCAGCUUCUAAAUGGAAUAGAAGAAUGUGACAUGAAUUUAAUUGACAAACGAGAUACUUUUAAUGACAUUAACAUGGAUGGUGCUGUUCUUUUUGUUGGAGAAGUAUUUGCCCGCAUUUGUCGCCGAGGAUCUGCAGAUGUUCUGUUACGUGAGGUUAUACCACGGAUUCUUGGGCACAUUCGGAGCUUGUUAUCAUCCACCACUAUUUUGACGCUUAAUGAAACAAUUGAGUCAAGACCUGGUUCUCGCUUUUGGUUGAAGAUCAUGGAGACAAUAAAAGAUCCCUAUUCUGUGGAAAGAAUAGCUGAACAGGUCUUGCAUCAACUGGCGGCUCAGAAUGCAAGUGAUGUUGAAGGUUAUUGGAUCUUGUGGAUUCUCUUUCAUCGGACUUAUAAGCGCCAAAUUUCAGUCAGGUAUUUGAAUUAUCAUGCCUUGUUUGAUAGGAAGUUCGAAGUUAUUUAUGCGGUCUUUCCCAUCCUGCUCAGAUGCAUUAAUAUUGUGUUGUUUAAACUUCAGUAAAUGCAGGUUUUUACU